AUGGGCAGUCUGGACACAUCCACCAUCACAUCCUUCACCACCUCCACGGCCCUGGACUAUGAAGAAAUGCUCACUGCCACAGCCACAGAGCUGCCCCACAUGCCCGGAGGGCUCUCCCCAUCUCCCCACGACUCCCCUCAUCCUCGCAGUGGCUUUACCAUAUACCCUAUUGGCUACCUCCCUCAUUUCCGCGGCUCCUCCCACGUCUCCAAAGGACUCCCCCUACGAUGGGAUCCCUAUGGGGACCUCCCCUGGCUGUGCGGGCGCCCACCCGCAGGUGGCGGCGUGCGGUUGGCGAACGGCAACGGGAGCUGCCGCGGUCGGGUGGAAGUGCGGCACGGCGGGACGUGGGGCACGGUGUGCGACGACGACUGGGACUUCCCCGACGCGCAGGUGGUCACGGCCCAGGGCACGGGCAAGGCCCGAACGGGUGCGUCCCCCCCAGAAAUGAAGCAAUGUGUCUCCGAGGAGGAAGGGUGCAGGCUGUGCCAGCGGGCAGAGCACGACCCUGACAUCUACGGAGACACGUGCCGUCAGGACGGGCUCUGCGUCCAUGAGAACUGCCUGUACCACGCCAGCGGGCUGUACCAGCGCGGCGCUGACGAUGAAGGAUUCUUCGGAUUCCUCUUUCCUGACAUCGAGCAGGAGCUGCAGCGCGUGGCACAGAAGAAAUGCUGCGUCUGCCGGAAGCGGGGCGCCUCGGUCCGCUGCCAUCGCCGCAGAUGCUCCCGCACCUUCCACUACCCCUGCGGAAGAGAACGCGGCUGCGUCUCCCAGUUCUUCGGGGAGUACAGGUCCUUCUGCUGGCAGCACCGGCCAACGCAGCAGGUGAGGCCGCUGCAACAGGACAACCCGCAGUGUGCCAUCUGCAUGGAGGCGGUGGAGGGACGCCCCAGCUACGAAACCCUGAUCUGUCCCUCCUGCACCAGCGCGCAGUUCCACCGCCACUGCAUCCAGGGCCAAGCUCUGCGCGCUGCCCUGCACCACUUCCGCUGCCCGCUCUGCCAGGACAUGCAGACCUUCCAGGCAGAGAUGUUCCGCCUCGGCAUCAAAAUCCCAGACAGGGAUGCAGCCUGGGAGGCGGAAGAGGGAGCCUUCCAUGAGCUGUAUCAGCGGCACAGCUCAUGUGAUGCCAGCUCGUGCCUGUGCCCGAUAGGACGGGACUAUUCUGAGAACAUAGGAUGA
Molecule: messenger RNA, 1185 nt
Organism: Meleagris gallopavo (turkey)
Lineage: Eukaryota; Metazoa; Chordata; Aves; Galliformes; Phasianidae
Source: RefSeq, a predicted model, not a curated record